AUGAGUAUAACACUCAAUGGGAGAGGCUUUAGGGAGUCUGAAUUAGAUCACACUCUCUUCACCUUGACAGGACCUUCAGGGAUCAUUGUGAUUGUAGUGUAUGUGGAUGAUUUGAUUAUCACAGGGAGUGAUAAGGCUGGGAUUAAAGCCACUAAAGAGUUCCUCAAGUCUGUGUUUGAUAUCAAAGACUUGGGAGAGAUGAAGUAUUUUCUGGGCAUUGAGAUAUGCAGAUCAAAGGAGGGUUUGUUUAUGUCUCAAAGGAAGUAUACUAUGGAUAUGUUGAAGGAGACUGAUGUGCUUGGAGGAAAGAUAGCUAAGACACCCCUUGAGGAGGGAUAUAAAGUUCUGCGAGAGGGGGAGGUUGAAGAGAAGCAGCUGUUUGAAGAUCCAAAGCUAUACAGGAAGAUGGUUGGCAAGCUGAUCUACUUGACAAUCACCAGACCAGAUAUAUGUUUUGCUGUGAACCAAAUGAGUCAGCAUAUGCAGGCGCCAAAGGUCCAUCACUGGAAGAUGGUUGAUAGGAUACUGAGGUAUUUGAGUGGCACGCCUGGUCAAGGAGUUUGGAUGGGUUGCAAUGGCAGUACGGAAGUGGUUGGGUAUUGUGAUGCUGAUUGA
This is a messenger RNA of Brassica oleracea var. oleracea, 615 nucleotides long. RefSeq lists its product as uncharacterized. The coding region runs from base 1 to 615 and encodes 204 amino acids. Lineage: Eukaryota; Viridiplantae; Streptophyta; Magnoliopsida; Brassicales; Brassicaceae. The transcript has a single exon. The record is from RefSeq and is a predicted model, not a curated record.